CUCAUCCAGCAUCUUUUCCUCCUUACCGACACAACAGCGGUAGGUAACAGCAUCCUCGGCGCGCGUGCACCACAACGGGGAAAUUAAACAUGGCGCUCAUUCCUUCCCAAAUCCUCAGAGUAGCCAUACUCCUGUCGUAUUUCUCCAUCAUCUGCAAUUACAAAGCCAUAGACAUGCCCGCGCACCAGACUUACGGCGGUAGCUGGAAGUUUCUGACGUUCAUAGAUUUGGUCAUCCAAGCUGUGUUCUUCGGAGUGUGCGUCCUGACAGAUCUUUCUAGCCUGUUGAUGAAGGGCACGGCCAGCGUGGAGCAGGAGAGGCAGCUCCGGAAGCUGAUCGGUCUGCGGGACUGGAUGAUGGCGGUGUUAGCCUUUCCUGUAGGAGUCUUUGUAGUGACCAUGUUCUGGAGCCUGUACCUCUACGACAGAGAUCUGGUGUAUCCGAGACUCCUAGAUAAUUUCAUACCUCAGUGGCUAAACCAUGGAAUGCACACCACGGUUCUUCCCUUCAUCAUCAUCGAGAUGAGAACCACACAUCACCUCUAUCCCAGCAGAACGUGUGGCCUCCUGGCUGUGUGCAGCUUCUGUGUGGGAUAUGUCCUGUGGAUGUGUUGGGUGUAUAAUGUGACGGGGGUCUGGGUGUACCCUCUGUUAGAGCACAUUGACACACUGGCCAGAGUGGUGUUCUUCAUCUGCCUCACAGCUCUCACCAGCCUCUUCUACAUCAUGGGGGAGAUCCUCAACAACUACAUCUGGGAUUCCUCACGGAGUGCUUUAGAGUCGAAUAAGGAUAAAAGUGACUGAAUCCAGCGGCUGUCAGACGUUGGAACUGGUGAACAUUCCCAGCUCUGGAUGUUUGGACUGAGGAGUAAACUGACACAUGGAAAAGGGAUGUUGCUGAACUGAACUAACACCUUGCUUUUAUUCUUCUAGUCCAGAUCUUCAUCCUUUUAACGAAAGCACAGCUUUUCUACACGAGUAACCGUGAGAUUAAAUCGAUCUCCAUACCUUUCUGUAUUACUGUAUUGCUCAUGUGUAUCAAAUCUAAUCAUUAUUAUUAUUACUAUUAUUAUUAUUAUUAUUAUUAUUAUUAUUAUUAUUAUUAUUAUUCACUAUAAUCCAUAUCUCCAUGGUUUAUAAGCAGCCUGUAAGAACAUGAGUAUAUAUACACACACAUAUAUACAGUAUGAUCUCAUGGGAGGAUAGGCUCCAGAUCUCCAGAUCCACUGAGACCCAAACCAGGAUAAAGUCUGUACUCUGAUGAACGAGUGAACUCAUAGAUUAAUGCAUGCAUCAUGACUUUCGAAUUGACCCCAUAGGUGCUGUACAGCUUUAUUAUUUUUACACAGCAUUCUCCAUAACAGACUAGGAUCAGGAUCACGAUCAGGAUGAGGUUCAUGUGCAGAAGAGUUUAAUUACAGAAUCCAGGUAGAUCAAGAGAAACUCCUAACCAGAAAGAAUAAUGAGGAAGGAACAAGGUGAAACACAGCGUGGAGUGACAUCAUCAAACAAUGAGGAAUCUGUGUGUGUGUGUGUGUGUGUGUGUGGAGCGUGGUAUAGGCUGAGCAGGAAGUGAACAGGAAGUAGACAGUUCGAGCUGGAAUAGGGAUCAUUUCCUGGACUGGUGUGACCUGGUCACUUUCACUUACACAAAGAUCUCACGAUUUAAAGCACCGGAAAAAAGUUCAGAUCUGAAGGUUUACUUUUUGAAAAUUUAACCCCAGUUGUAAUCUCCUGGCAGAGUCAGGGCUUAAAGAUCAUCAUCAGUCUGAGGAAAGGUCAGUAGUUUGUCCAGUUGUUUAAGUAAAACAAUUCCUGACCAUUCUGUAGAUACUGAGCAGACACACAGAGUACAUUUAUUUCUGACUCACAGAAUAACACACACCUUCUGACCAAUCAGAUUUGAGAAUUCAAGCACACUGUGGUAUAGUAAUAUAAUUUAGCUGAGGAACAGAACCUGAUGAUUAGUGUUAAUUACAGAAAAGGUGAAUUCUGUGUAAAUUAAGUGAAGCAAGAGGGAAAUAGUUUCUCUCACACGCUUCAUCCUCUCGCACACUUUCUCCUCUCACACACUUCCUCCUCUCGCACACUUCGUCCACUCACACGCUUCAUCCUCUCGCACUCACAUGGUUUAGCCACUCACACACUUUAGUCAGUCGCACACUUCAUCCUCUCACACACUUCAUCCUCUCACACACUUCAUCCUCUCGCACACUUCAUCCUCUCGCACACUUCAUCCUCUCGCACACUUCAUCCUCUCGCACACUUCAUCCUCUCACACACUU
Molecule: messenger RNA, 2284 nt
Organism: Hemibagrus wyckioides
Lineage: Eukaryota; Metazoa; Chordata; Actinopteri; Siluriformes; Bagridae
Gene: aig1
Product: androgen-induced 1 (H. sapiens)
Exons: 6
Coding region: 90-803 (237 amino acids)
Cellular component (GO): membrane; endomembrane system
Source: RefSeq, a predicted model, not a curated record